UGUAGGGCCCUUGGCGCGCAGAAACACACACCGACUGUUCAGACUCAACCAACCCAAAUGUUUUUUUGACCAGUGACCUGUGGGAGGAAACGUGAACCGCACCGGAGGAAGCCCCCGCAGCACACACGGGAAGGGGCUACACUAUGAGCUGGCACAGCAGCAGUAGUACAAGUCUAAAUAAUGUCUAAUUAUACUACAAGAAAUUGCAGAGUUGGGCUUUGUUUGGGUAGAGUGAUUGCACAGGUACAGCGUGUGUACACCGCGACAGCGACACAAUAGCAGCAGCAGUGAGUGCCCGUGCCGCCCUAUAUAGUACACAAUACAUGGCAGAAACUAGUACAGAACAGUUUGGAAAUUGGGAGGGGCGUAGAGACGAGGCUGGGGGGAAGGGAGGGUCCGUGCUGCAGGUAUGGAUUGAUCCUCACCGGUCUCCAUAGUAGGCUGAUGUCACCGGAUGAUAUCAGUGACUGUAUGUACGAGACGGGAGCGGCCGGAGGAGACCGGAGUGCCAGUUUCGGAUAAGACUCUUGUUGAUAUCGCUGCAGUCCCUCAGAAUGCCCAGAUGGAGGAGAGUGACUCACGAGAGUGUGACCCAACUGAGCUGUCCCCUGUGGAGCCUUGGACUUUGGAACCUGAACAAUGUGUGAGCUGCAAAUUGCAUCUGACGGGACCAGCUAUGGUGGUCUCCCGGUACAAGUUCCACCCAGAGUGUUUUGCGUGCUCUGUCUGCAGAGCUUUAAUCGAGGAAGGAGAGUCAUUCAGUUUAGUGAAGAGCACAACACUAUUCUGUGGUCCAUGUUACAAGCUGCUUCUUCUGCGGCCGCAGUUUGAGGAUCUUUGCAACGAGUCGGCUAAAGAACAACCUAGCCACAUGCUUACCCUUCUACGCCUGCCUGCUCAAGCAGGAGUUAAUAGGGGCUUCUCUGUGUCUGUGGAAGAUAUGAAGGUCAUAGAGGUGACACCUGAGGCUCAGAAUUUGCUGUACCCAGGAGAUCGUAUUUUGGAAAUUAAUGGCUCUCCUGUCAUUUCAUUGCCUCCUAACGAGGCUGAUAAUUUGCUUUGCUGCACAGACCGGACCCUGCAGCUUCUGGUAGAACACAACCCCCCUCUGACCCCCCCUACAAUUAGAGCCCCGCUGAAAUCUCCUUCCCUGCACCCUCGUGUUGGAAAGGGCACCUCCGACAGCAGUACCAGGCGUAGCUCCAUUCGACGCAGUAACAGUAACAGCCAUUCCCCUGGACCCUGUUCUCCCAAAGACCCUCACUCAGUGUCUCGUUCAGAGUCUCUCCGCUGUGCAGCUGGUGGUGCCCAGCAGAUCUUCCGCCCAUGUGAGCUACUUCAUGGUGAAGAGCUGGGGAAGGGCUUUUUUGGAAGAGCCAUCAUGGUCACACACAGAGCCACGGGGAAAGUAAUGGUCAUGAAAGAGUUAAUACAGUUUGAUGAGCAGACACAGAAAACAUUCCUGACAGAGGUAAAGGUCAUGCGUUGUCUGGAUCAUCCCAAUGUGCUGCGUUUUAUUGGGGUCCUUUACAAGGAUCGUAGACUAAACUUGCUGACUGAGUAUAUAGAAUGUGGAACGUUAAAGGACUUCCUAAGAGGGGACCAUUGCCCUUGGCAACAGAAGGUCUCAUUUGCUAAAGACAUUUCAUGUGGAAUGGCAUAUCUUCACUCAAUGAGCAUUAUCCAUAGGGAUCUCAACUCGCACAACUGUCUCAUUAAGCUGGAUGGCACAGUGGUGGUUGCAGACUUUGGGCUUUCCAGACUCAUUGUGGAAGAGAAACCAAGACCCCCACCAGAACGUCCACCCACAAAGAAGCGAACACUACGCAAAACUAACCGCCGAAAACGUUACACAGUGGUGGGCAAUCCCUACUGGAUGGCACCUGAAAUGUUAAAUGGUAAACAGUACGAUGAGAAGGUGGAUGUAUUUUCAUUUGGGAUUGUUCUAUGUGAGAUUAUUGGGCAAGUGUAUGCUGAUCCAGAUUGCCUGCCACGCACUUUCGACUAUGGCCUGAAUGUUCGUCUGUUUUGGGAGAAGUUUGUUCCAAAAGAUUGUCCUUCAGGAUUUUUCCCCCUUGCAACAUCCUGCUGCCAACUGGAACCUGACGAGAGGCCACAUUUCCUAUAUCUACAGGAUACCCUUACAGCCUUGUCUCUGUUUCUGGGGGAGCUGUCGAUCCCUCUGCCUUCUGAACUAGAGUUAAUGGAACAUAACCUGAAGUUACAAUAUGGUCUGACACGAGAAAACCAUUCAGAACAUGGAACAAACCUUUGAUCCCUUAUCAGGGAAAAUUAGGUGUGGCAAGAUGACCACAUGUCCACUUACUGAAAACACAUUCAUCUCUGCAAAGCACACGUUAUGCUCACAUGUGAACAUGUUACAUCUUCUGCCUUUGCUCUUGUGAUAGUAGACUAUUAAUGUUUCAUGACUGAAGCUUGGUCAAAAGUGAAAAAGGGACCAAAACUGUUUAGAAACUAGCUGCAUACAUUUCUACAAUCCUGAAAAGGGAAAAGGAUACCUCAGGGUGUUUUCCAUGAUGCGACCAACUGUAUUUAAAACUAUCUUGGAAUUUAGUGGCAUUUACACUUAUAUACUAACUUUCCUAGUUUCUUACUACACAGUUACCGGGGGUAUAAAACUUGAAUCACUCUCCUCCUUCCAGCGUGUAAGGCAGCAGAAGGGAAAAGUGAGUUACAUAUUUAUUCAGUCAAAAGCUUUUAAAACAUUUCGUGGGAACCGGGGUAAUUAAUGACCACUUUUAUGUUUAACACGUGUCUUCCACUUGGAGUAAUUUCUACAUUUUUACAUAAAAACUGGAAUUUAAAGUCUCCUUUUGUGUAUUUUAGAUUGCACUUUUCCUUCAAAUAUGUUUACUUUUGUGGCUAGGUAAUGUAUGGUGCUUCCUCCAGAGCCAUAGGAAUUUGCUUGAUUUGUGCCAAUAUUUGUUUGGCUUCGCUCCAACCUAUUACCAGGUUCUGCUGGCAGCUGGGCAUGGAGAGAAUUUUUCUACAGUAGGGUCAGAUUCACUUAAAAUAUUGGCUUAAACACUAAAAGAUGGAAUAUGCUGCCAUCUUGAACUAGAAAAAUGUGUAUUUGUUACUGAAGACGCAGUGUUACAGAUGCAACUUUCUCCUUGAGCCUGUACCUUAAACUCAGCUUGUCCGCCUGUUCCUGAGCUGCAACUACAUUAGGCUGCUAUUUAAUGCUGGGAGUUGUAGUUCAACAGUAGUCCCUGCUCAAUCCCGGUUUCCUUGGGCAAGAGCUCCAUUCACUUUAAUAUUUUUAAAGUAACCCUUCGCAUCACCAACUAGUAACAUGGUAUAUUUGAAGUCUUCUUCCCCCUUAACACUCCAUUCUUUUGCUACUGAUGGAGAUGAUGAUAUACGGAAGGGGAAUCUGUCAUCAGACCUUUGCCAUUGCCAUUCUGCUAGUUUUGGGAAGAAAUACUUUUUUUUUUUUUUUUUAUUCAACCCAUCAUUAAGUCAACAGCUGAGCUAUAUGUAUAUUUUUUUAUGAUCCAGCUGCAGAGUGGCAGUACUGUACUCUACCUUGCUGAUUUUCUGAGACACACACCACUGGAACUACAGAAGUCUGGUUUGAUUGCCAGGCACCGCCUGAUAAUGUUUUAUGUACAAAACAAAAAGGUCAAUAAACCGUUUUCUUACAA
Pseudophryne corroboree (corroboree frog) is the source of this 3668-nucleotide messenger RNA. RefSeq names its product LIM domain kinase 2 (gene LIMK2). The record is from RefSeq and is a predicted model, not a curated record. Gene Ontology annotation, molecular function: protein serine/threonine kinase activity; protein binding; ATP binding. NCBI's taxonomy places the organism in Eukaryota, Metazoa, Chordata, Amphibia, Anura, Myobatrachidae. The transcript is spliced from 16 exons. The coding region runs from base 455 to 2275 and encodes 606 amino acids. Gene Ontology annotation, cellular component: cytoplasm; nucleus. Gene Ontology annotation, biological process: actin cytoskeleton organization; protein phosphorylation.